Cuscuta epithymum is the source of this 1253-nucleotide messenger RNA. The record is from the annotation of a GenBank genome assembly. NCBI's taxonomy places the organism in Eukaryota, Viridiplantae, Streptophyta, Magnoliopsida, Solanales, Convolvulaceae.
GGGGUCUUUGCUUAGUUGUACAAAGUAAUGGAGUCAUGAACUGACCAAACCGCGAACCAUCCGCGCUAUUCCCCUUUCUUUCUUGAAUCCAAAAGCCACCGCGAAUGGCGUCGACGUCAGGACAACGCAGCGGCGCCCCUCUCGGAAGACUCAGAUCAGUUACCUCUAUGCUCGACUCAGACAAUCAGUCCCUUAUCAGAGAUAUGAGGAAGGCUAUAACUUUGAUGAAGGAAAUUGCAGUUGAUUUGGAGAGAGAUAACAAGUCAGAUAUGAUCAAAGCGGGGAUCACUGGUCGGCUGAUCGCACAAAUCUUGAGAUUAUAUAAGGGGUGAAGUUGGCUGGCCGGCUGGGCAGGUUUCUAGGCUUUAAAGCCAGGUGAAGGAGCUUGAAACUGCAGUCGCUCAGUUAUUGGAAACCUCUAAUGACUGUUUGCAUUUUUCUAAUGCAAUGCAAAGUAUAGGAAAUGUGUACGAACCUGGGCCACAGCCAACAGAUUUUAAGAAGUUGUUUGAUGCUGAGAUUGGAAAAUCUAAAGUAGCUUCUUCUCUUCAGAAUCAAUCACUAAGACAGUUUCGGGAAGCUAUUUGGAAUGUUCAUCAUGCUGGACAACCAAUGCCGGGAGAAGAGGAAGAUGAUAUUGUAAUGACCAGUUCAGGGUGCAACCUCCUUAAUAAGACUUGUCCCUUAAGUGGAAAGCCCGUCACGGAGCUAGUUGAACCUGUUAGAAGUGCGGAGUGCAAACAUAUAUUUGAGAAGGCGGCUAUUAUGCAACACAUAAAGAAUGCGCGAGGCCGGUGUCCUGUUGCAGGCUGUCCAAAAGUAGUGCACGCAAACAAAGUUGUGUGUGAUGCAUUCUUAGUCAUUGAAAUUGAUGAACUCCGCUCUAUGGGUAAAGAAACUGCUGGCUCAGGCAACGUAGAGGAUUUCACAGACCUGCCGGAAAUUGCUGAGGACUCAGGUUGAUGAUGACUGCUGCUGAUUGUUGGAAUCCUCUUUUGUUACCUGAUAUGGACAAUGGACAUAAUGAAUUAAAUUUUACGGAGUAUUAGAUUUGGAUUGGAAAUGUGUAAGAUUAGUACAAUAUUUAGUAAGAAUUAGUAUUAAUUUCUUACUGACUAGUUAUGUCUAAUCAAAAAAUUUAUAUGAAAAUCGCCCGUAUCGAUAACUAUGUCAGUAAAAGAUGAGAGUUGGAAAACAACCGAAAGUCAUCUUACUCUCUGAUGUCUCUGUCACUCUGAUUAGAUAUAUAAAAG